This is a messenger RNA of Trachemys scripta elegans, 2182 nucleotides long. RefSeq lists its product as uncharacterized. The transcript is spliced from 9 exons. The record is from RefSeq and is a predicted model, not a curated record. The coding region runs from base 591 to 1715 and encodes 374 amino acids. NCBI's taxonomy places the organism in Eukaryota, Metazoa, Chordata, Testudines, Emydidae.
ACCAGCAUCUCUGUGCUGUACAGGAGUUGAUGCUUCAAUUAAAAAAAAUAUAUCUAAAUCAUGCUGCUUUUUCUCACAACCUUGGCAUCCGUUUGGCUUCUGACAGUGCCUUCCUUGCUAUCCCCAGAACAGAUGCCAACUUCAGGUUAUUAUAAUUGCGAAGAUUUUAACAGCACAUGCAAUGGGGAAUCCAGUUGAAACAUACCAAUCUCCUUCUGGAUUGCAGACAGAGAACAUGCUUUUUCCUCAUUUGAAGUUAAAUGACAGGUUAACAAAUGCUGGAGUUUGACAACAAAGUAACUGAAAUGCACAGAUAAACUACAGCAUGCAAGAAAUUUCCAUCUCCCACAAAUGGAUUUUUGUAUUGUCGAGCUGAUUACUGCAUUAUUCGUUGCAAAGAUGGUUUUCCAGUUUGACAGUGAACCGGCAAAUGGCUAUUUGUGCCAUCCAACGGGAGUGUGGACUGCAGUGCCUCCAGAAGAAAGUGUUCCUUGGCCUAACUGCACAUUGAAAGAUAAUCAGAAAAAGUCUCCUGAGCUCAUGUAGCUAAAGUCUACACAGCUCAUGUAGAGGGACGUGGAGCUACAGCUAUGAAAAUUAAACGGCCAAAGAAAUCAAAACAACCAGAUACGAUUCCUCCAACCAUAACAAAUUGCCCAUGGGACAUUACCAUAACCACCGAGACUGAUCCAGUACAGGUCAGCUGGGAACAACCUGAAAUUAGCGACAACAGUGGGGUGUUUACCUCAGUAGCUUCAAUAUCCAGUGGCUCCUGUUUCCGGUAUGGAACUCAUCAAGUGCAAUACACCGCCCAUGAUGAAGCAGGAAAUGAAGCCUCCUGCCAGUUUAAAGUUACCAUCCAAAAGCCAGAUCUUUCGUGCACUGCCCAACCUCCCACUGAUGGGUCUUUGGCUUGUGGAAUGUUAUCUUAUCCUGGCAGUGGAAUGAACAAAUGGCAGUUUUGUGUACCAUUCUGCAUGAAGAGCACUGGUUUCCAUCGGAGAGCAUGGUCAGUGUUUUUCUGCCAGCCUUCUCAGUCUGGGACAAGUUGGUUUCAUUUGGAUGAAGCCUGGCAAAUGACAAAGGCUCACAUGCCAGAGACUUGCACAGUCAGGCGUCGAACAGGGUCCAGAAAAGGAGAUUCACUACAGUACUAUGAGGGUGACUGCAAUGAACAGGCCGUGAAAAAACACAUCCUAGCAACUGUGGAACACAUUGUAGCCAAAGAUCCCUCUGUUGUUUCUCAAUGCACCAGGCACCCAAACACCUGUGGCAAUUUCAGAAUUUCAGAUCUUUCUGUUCACUGUGGGUCUGGAAACAACCAAAGAGAUACUGAACCACCUGUAGUGAUCUCCUGUCCUCAGAACAUUGAGAUAGAAACCAAAAAAGGAAACCCCUACUGGAAUGACUUGCCUGAAUUGUCUUGGAAGGAGCCUGUGUUUGAAGACAACUCCAGGGGUCCACUGACAAUCACAAAAGGAGGGUCCAAUGUUAAUAACGGAGACAAACUGGCAUAUGGCCAAUAUUCAGUGGAAUAUAUAGCAACAGAUCUUUCAGGAAACCAAGCCAAAUGUUCCUUUGAGAUCUCCGUGAAAUCAAUUGCAUGCACAAUGGAAUUGCCGGAGCAUGGAGCUAUAGUCUGUGGCUAUCCUUCGGUGGACGGCAUGGACCUCAUGACCAUUGACUGUAUUGUACUGUGUCAAAGCAAAGUUUAGCAGGGAUCCAUAUCCAAUAUAUGCAUGCUCAGAGGAGGGACUUUGGUGGACCUUCACAAGCACAUUCACGCCUAUUGGCCCAAAUUUGCCAAGUUUAAACCAUAAGUGCCAAGAACCAGAUAUCCAUAAAAAGCCAAAAGUUGUUGAUCCGAAUUUUUACUUUGAUGGUGACUGCCAUGACAGAGCAGUGCAAGACAUGCUGAUAGGACACUUGGAAUAUUUUCAGAGGAAAACUUCAGCAUAUCAGUACUGUGAAUUAAACAGAGAGUUCUGCAGAAAGUGGAAUGGUUACCGCAAUGUAACGGUGUUCUGUGGAAGCACGUGAGAUGGAAUGACUGUAUUGUUUGUUAUGGGUUUUUUUUUAGAAUGUAUUUGCAUGCGUGUGUGAGAACUACAUAUUAUCCAAGUAUUCAGACUGUUCCUUGAAAGCAGUUUGUGCUGUACCCUUAUUUCCUCUUAUAAAAUAA